UUGGAUAAUGAAUCGCCUGCUUAGGUCACAAAUAGGAAGCGGGUUAAUUGACAUCUGCCAACCAUAGCUUUUGUCGCUUACAAUGCUCCUGGAGCCGUCCUUAUAUUCUAUUAAUAGCAUACUCAUCUUAGAUAGUGAAGGGAAGCGCAUUUUAACGAAGUAUUAUGACUCAUCGUUUCCAACUGUUAAGCUUCAACUCGAAUUCGAGUCGAAACUCUUCAAAAAAACAAGCAAAACUAAUGGCGCGGAAAUCACGUUGCUGGACGGCGCGACCUGUGUUUAUCGUAACGUGGGCGAUCUUUACUUUUAUGUUGUUGGGGAUGCUAACGAAAACGAAUUAUUACUCGUCAGUGCCCUUCAGUGCUUGUACGAUUCUGUCAGUCAAGCUCUGAAACGAUCAGUCGAAAAGAAAACACUGAUGGAUAAUCUAGAUUUAAUUUUCCUUAUAGUUGAUGAACUGUGUCAUAAUGGCAUACUUUUAGAGUCCGACGCAACCGCCUUAGUGUCUCGAGUUGGCGCAAGGACAGACGAUAUCCCACUUGGAGAGCAAACUGUAGCACAGGUAAUUUUAGCUCCUUUUUGCUAGUAUCUACGUUGAGUAGGUCAGUCUAUGUUUAACAUAAUUUCGUUGUAGAUGUACCUUUAAGUGCGGUUCCUUUAGUCACUACUUUUACAUGAUUUGGUCUCAUAUGAUGAGGUAAAGUGGAAAAAUAAGCCUUAAUAUACAAAAACCAACGAUAUGAUAUACUGUUAAACGCUAAUGGUUUUUCAUCUGUUGAAAAAGCCUGUUUUAUUGCAGUGAAAGGUCACCAACAUAUUGACGGAAGGUUUCCAGUUUGGUUUUCUACUCAUCUGUCAACUGUUACUGGUGUAGAUUCACAACAAAUGUUGCUUCUCUCAUAAGCAGUGUGUUGAUUGUUUGAGAAACGUGUCUGCCGAAAGACUGCCACAAAGUUUGCUUUUAACCAGCUCAAGUCUAUUCGCUAACUGGAUCAUAAUCACUCAUCUUUAACGUAAAGCCUAGCACAGAUGUGUGUGGACCAAAGUUCCCAUGUCACAUCAGUACAAGCGUGAACGACAACCUUGCUGUGUUCAUUUCAUUAGAUAAUUUUUAGUCAAUUGUUUUUAAAAUCAAAAUACAUAAAAUUCUUCUUUUUCACAACAUACAGGCUAUCCAAAAUGCAAAAGAACAAAUACGCAUGUCUUUAAUCAAGUAGUUCAGUGAAAAGGAAAUAAAUACUUAUUUUCACUGUUUUUUGAUGGGAACUAUGGGUCGGUAAUUGAGUAAUAACUUUUGUAUCUACUCCAACAUUUGUCACAUUACAGUUGUUCAUAUUU
This is a messenger RNA of Schistosoma intercalatum, 1338 nucleotides long. The record is from the annotation of a GenBank genome assembly. Lineage: Eukaryota; Metazoa; Platyhelminthes; Trematoda; Strigeidida; Schistosomatidae.